Molecule: messenger RNA, 3021 nt
Organism: Talaromyces stipitatus ATCC 10500
Lineage: Eukaryota; Fungi; Ascomycota; Eurotiomycetes; Eurotiales; Trichocomaceae
Product: TPR domain protein
Exons: 1
Coding region: 1-2940 (979 amino acids)
Molecular function (GO): protein binding
Source: RefSeq, a predicted model, not a curated record
AUGGCUCAAGACUCGCCUAUUUCGUCAACGAAACCCGCUCAGUUCACCACCAUUUACGACGACGAUACGACGAAACGAAAUUUCGACCCUAUUCGUAUUCGUACCUCAGACCGACUUCUUCACGAUCCUCUUGCACAGGAACUUUUGAAUAUCACAUCCGAGAAUUCUUCGCCGGAGACAGAAGCUCUUAGUGAGGGCAAAACAUCCUACACUAAUUAUGUCGCGGAGAAAGUGCGCAAACACGUAGCGGAGUCAGCAAGCAAGGACGCAAACGCACAGCAUGAGUUGUUAUCACAAAUAUUACAUAUCGGCUUUGCCGCACUGUUUUGUUUCCUCCAAUCCAAUGUUACCGGCCCGCCCUUGGAGUUUAACUCGGCAGUCGUUGUGUUUGGGGAGACAGUUGCCGGCGACAAGGGAACCCUUAAUACCGUGCGACGGAAAAUGUUGAGAGAUUUGUCCAUAGAUGGAGAAGCAGUAUACCCGCUUACACCAAACAUUGAGUUGUUUUGUGUUGCCAAGGCUAUAUUAGUCGAGUCAGGUGUGUUUGUGGCUGAUAAUUCGCCUCUCGUUGCACGGACAGGACGCAUGAGGGUCAACUUCUUGCAUCAAAAGAUGCUCAGCGAGGUAUCAGGAACACUGCAGAAGGCUAUUUAUGAUGAUCUCGAUGUGAUCAGUGCGACUGUUUUGGGCGAAAAUUCGGAUUCCAUUGGUAAAAUGAAAGCUGCCUUUUUACUCGAACGAGCAGCAGUACAUACACAUCACGGAUUAGAUGCCAAAGCCCGAUCUGAUCUUGACAGAGCAGCUUCCGCAUCCGGCUUUGAGUACGCGCUUACUGGAAAGUUAGGGAAGAGGACAAAGUUCCAAGAUAGAGAUAUCACGCAGCUCGUUGUUCUAGCCGUGAGCUCAGAAAUGGAAUCAAUGUCAGAGGCUACAGAAGCAAAGAGUGAGCCUGAGACAUCGGGACCUAAGGCUCUGGAUUUGAAUGAUGAUACUCUACUUGAGACAAUUGCUUUUGCAAAAGAAGGGGCACAGCCUGAAAAGCCCACCACCGUUCAAGAUGAAUCUUCUUUGCCCCCAGCACUGGUGGCGAUUGAUCCAUCUAACCAACCGAAACUCAACCCUCUCGACUCUGCUAUACUCCUUGCUAUUGCUUCUGCUAUUACGAACAACUCACCCGAGCACGGAUUGACUCGUGAGGAGACACUUCCAUAUGCGACACGUGUUAUUGAAAGUGGUAGUAACAACUGGCAGAUAUAUACUCAGGCUCUUCUUGUCCGCAGCCGAUGUGAAGCUUUCAAAGCACGCACCGUCGAAAGAGGUGUUCUACAAAUGCAGGCGCUAGUUGAUCAGGUCAUUGCUGAUACGGCUACUAGCAACACGGCAAUGGUGACUACUGACACAGUGAGCAACAAGCAGCAAGAACAGCCUACAACAUUCUUGCCUCGACCUGAGGAAUCAGAGUCUGCACCAGCGGAAGAACGAUUAGAGUAUCUAUGGACUCUUCAUUUCAAGACAAGGUGGAAUCUUGAAGCAGAACUUGCGCAGAAGUGGGUUAGCCUGGGUGGUCUUAGAACCGCUCUGGAUAUUUAUGAGAGACUGGAAAUGUGGGCUGAAGUCGCAUUGUGCUAUGCAGCAACUGAGAGAGAAGAGAAAGCCAAGGCGAUUGUACGGCGCCAAUUAUACGAGCCUACAAACCCGGGAACGAUCCACGAUGAUAAUGAGCGGUACGAGGGCUCUGAAUUGCCCGAAUUACCCGCAGAUGCACCACGUUUAUUCUGCAUCCUUGGUGAUAUUGAUUCAGAGCCAGCUAUGUAUGAACGAGCAUGGGAGGUUUCUGGUCAACGGUACGCAAGAGCUCAACGCUCCCUUGCUAGGCUAUAUCUGAAAGCUCAACCACCUGAUUAUGAGAAAGCGGAAGAAGCAUAUAAGAAAAGCUUAAGAAUAAACUUACUCAACCAUGGCGCAUGGUUCGCUCUUGGUUGUGUGCAAUUGAACCGCCAGAAAUGGCAUGAAGCUGUUGAAGCAUUCACUCGUACAGUACAGCUCGAACAGGAUGAUGCUGAAGCAUGGAGUAAUCUUGCUGCAGCUCUUCUUCACGUCUCUCCCGGGAACAAUAAACCCUCGGCCAAAGAACAAAAAGAUACAGAAGUCGUUGAAGGUGAAAAGGCUGAAGAAGAAACCGACCCUUACAAACACACUCGCGACGCUCUUACAGCUCUUCAUCAUGCCGCUCGACUUAAGCAAACAGAUCACCGUAUUUGGGAUAAUAUCGUUACAGUUGCAGCUUCGCUGCCUCCUCUAUUGAUACCUUACAAAGACAUUGUCUUCGCACUGCGAAAAGUCAUUGAACUCCGGUCACCAAAGAGGGGCGAAAAGGCUAUAGACUUGACUGUCUUAGACAUGCUGGUUGAACAUCUCAUCAAUGACUACAAGUAUGACGAUCUCCUUAUCACUGUUGACGGCACGAAUCAGAAAAUUCUACGUACCGGUACAGUAGCCGGCCAGAUCAUCACUCUUAUAGAUGAUGUCGUGGUUCCAUUAAUCACUCGCUCCGCUCCGCUCUGGCUUCUUGUUGCAAAGGUAGAGCUAUGGCGUCAGCGACCUAGCAAAGCAUUCGCAGCACAUGAGAAGGCGUGGCGUGCCACAAUCUCUUCGUGUACCCAAGGCGCAUUUCAGAUGGGUGAUGAGAAAAAGUGGAUUCAAAUUGUCAAGGCUACGGAACGUCUUGUGAGAGAUGGAUAUGCAAAGAUAGGUGGCAUGACUAAAGAGCGGGAAGAUGGAGCUAUACCGGAAGGUGAAGGCGAGGAGGAAUUGGUGGCUAAAGAUUGGAGGUUCAAGAGCAGGAGUGCAGUAAGGGGAAUAUUAGGUAAAGGCAAGGAUUGGGAAGGUACCGAAGGAUGGACGCAGCUCAAAGAAUUGCUAUCAGAGGUUGAUGGCUAAUCUAACUUGUUUGAGUGCGUUCUUUAAGACAAUAUACUACUCGUAUCUAUAUAAUUCAUAGAUCAGCUGUUCUUCAUGUCC